AUGGUGACACCAAACCCGCAAGACUGGUGUAGGAACGACAAAAACGGAAUUGUCAAUGAGCAGGAUAUAGGGAGUGAAACCAAGUUCUCGAUUUCGAAACAGGAUGGUUUAAUGCUUCUGGCAAUGGCCAGCCUGAGCUUGAUGGCAGCGCUGGAUGGGACAUCGAUUUCGGUUACUUUGCCGAAAAUGUCUCGCGAGCUGGGAGGAACUGCAAUAGAAGCAUUCUGGGCGGGAACCUCGUUCACACUGUGCUCUGCCGUCUUUCAGCCAGUAUUUUCCUCAUUAUCGGACUUGUUCGGUCGGAAGCCGUUGGUGCUUGCCGCGAUCGCAGGGUUUACAAUUGGAACAAUUGUCGCCGGCGUCGCCAAUAGCUUCACCCACAUGCUCAUCGGUCGGUCUCUGCAGGGAAUUGGAGGCGGUGGUAUCAUCACCCUCACUGGAAUCCUCAUUGCGGAUAUCGUGCCUCUUAGCGAAAGAGCGAAAUACUUUGGGAUGCUUAGUGGGAUCUGGAGUUUGGGAACAGUGAUAGGACCUGUUAUAGGAGGCUGCUUCGCAGAGAGUGUAACAUGGCGCUGGAUCUUCUAUAUUAAUUUCCCCUUCAUUGGAAUCGGGACAAUCUUGGUCGCUUGGUCGCCCAACUCCCGGGUUGGAAAGGAGACUUUCGCUACUCAAAUGCGAAAGAUUGACAUCGUUGGGAUCGCCCUUUUUAUUCCAAGCUCUGCUUCAUUCUUGAUCCCAAUAACUUGGGGAGGUGUACUUUACCCCUGGGACUCAUGGCACACGUUGGCCCCAUUGAUUAUCGGGUUAGUCGGACUCUGCAUUUUCGCCUUCUAUGAAUGGCGAGUUGCGCAACACCCGAUGAUCCCACCAGCCAUCUUUCAGAACCGAACGGCCCUCAUAUCAUUUGCGGGCUAUGCAGGUGUCGCCUAUAAUGUCUGGAAUCGCUCUUUUCCCGAGACAUUCACUGUCGCUCCGAGUGGAGGAGUUGUUGGCCUUCUCAUCAAUCGAACGGGUCAGUACUACUGGGCUAUCUGCAUCGGAUGGUGUCUUUCGACUAUUGGAAUGGGCCUGCUGUGUCUACUGGGGGCAACCACCGGAACCAUCACCUGGAUCUUCUUAAAUCUCGUGCCUGGCCUCGGUAUCGGAAUGGUUCUUCCCUCCGUCGCAAUAGCAGUGCAGGCAUCGGCAACCGCUGAGAACCUUGCGAUUGCAGUUGCCACAUCUACUUCCUUCCGAGGCUUUGGACAGUCUAUCGGUGUGGCGAUUGGGGGUGUGAUCUUUCAAAAUCGAAUGAAGAGCAAUCUAUUGAACUAUCCUGCCCUACAAUCGGUGGCGGAUGAAUACAGUGGUGAUGCCGCUAGCGCGGUGGAACUUAUCAGAGGAAUGCAUGGUCAGGUUAAGACGGAUCUUACACAGGCUUACGCUGACAGUCUGAAGAUCGUGUGGGCAUUUUGCUGUGGCAUAUCUGGGUUGAUAUUUAUCGCCAGCCUGUUAACCAAGUCUUAUGAUUUGAACCAGACUCUUAUUACAAAGCAGCGCCCUGGAAACGAGGAAUUAUAUAAGAAGGAAGAAAGCCCAAGUGAAAGAUGA
Penicillium mononematosum is the source of this 1590-nucleotide messenger RNA. RefSeq lists its product as uncharacterized. Gene Ontology annotation, biological process: transmembrane transport. Bases 1 to 1590 code for a protein of 529 amino acids. Gene Ontology annotation, molecular function: transmembrane transporter activity. The transcript has 5 exons. The record is from RefSeq and is a predicted model, not a curated record. NCBI's taxonomy places the organism in Eukaryota, Fungi, Ascomycota, Eurotiomycetes, Eurotiales, Aspergillaceae.